Rubroshorea leprosula is the source of this 1441-nucleotide messenger RNA. The record is from the annotation of a GenBank genome assembly. NCBI's taxonomy places the organism in Eukaryota, Viridiplantae, Streptophyta, Magnoliopsida, Malvales, Dipterocarpaceae.
AAGAACUCGCUCCUCUGCUACUCCACGUUUAGUCCAACAAAAACCAACAAAAUUAUUGAAGUCCCUUUGAUUCUUCGUCAUGGGAAUUGAGAUCGAGAGCCUCAAGGGCAUUGCCGGAGGGUGUAGGGCGGUGGCGAAGCCGUGCGAUUCUUGUAAAGCCGCUACCGCUGCGGUGUUUUGUCGGGUUGAUUCGGUUUUUCUCUGCCUGAAUUGUGAUUCAAGGAUUCAUAGCAACAAACUCGUCCCACGCCACGAGCGGUACUGGUUGUGUGAGGUCUGCGAGCAGGCUCCGGCGGCAGUCACUUGCAAGGCGGAUGCUGCGGCCCUCUGCGUCUCCUGUGACGCUGACAUCCACUCUGCCAAUCCUCUGGCUCGGCGCCACGAGCGAGUCCCGAUUGAGCCCUUCUUUGACUCCGCUGAAUCGAUUGUCAAAUCGAGUCCGUUCAGCUUUCUUGUGCCGACGGAAAACGGGUUGUGUCAACCGGAGGAUGGGGAGCCGGGGUCUUGGUUGUUGCCGAAUCCUAAUUUGAAUUCCAAGCUCGCUGUGGACAACGCCGAACUUAAUAAAUCAGUUGAUCUGUUUUUCCCGGAAAUGGAUCCCUUCAUUGAUUUUGACUUCCAAAAUUCAAUUCAGCAGCACCAUCAUAGUGCCGCCAUGGAUAGCGUCGUUCCCGUUCAGACCAAACCUGCAACGAUAAUUCCAGUGAUGUCCCAGGAAAAUUGUUUCGACAUCGAUUUCUGUAGGUCCAAGCUCUCCUCCUUCGGCUAUCCAACUCAGUCUCUCAGUCAAAGUGUUUCAUCUUCAUCACUUGAUGUAGGAGUAGUUCCAGAUGGGAACAUGUCUGAUAUAUCAUACUCCUUCGGUCGAUCCAUGACCAGCGGCAGCGACCCAAGCGCAUCCAUGUCCGGCUCCACUGCAAGCCAAGCAACCCAACUAGGCGGAAUCGAUCGAGAAGCCAGGGUGUUGAGGUACAGAGAGAAAAGAAAGAACCGCAAGUUCGAGAAAACCAUUCGCUACGCUUCGCGAAAAGCCUACGCCGAGUCCAGGCCUAGGAUCAAAGGCCGUUUCGCUAAACGCACCGAAGCCGAAGCUGAAGAAGACGGCAUCUUCGGCUCUGUUUCCGCCGCUGCUGCUGUCGCCGCGGCCGCCGCCGCAGCUUUCAUGGCGGAUACCCAGUACGGCGUUGUUCCCUCGUUUUGAGCGGACUUAUUAUGAUGCUUAACUUAAUUUGAUCUUAAUAGUCUUUUUUUCUUCUAUUUUUUAUCUUGCAAUUAGAAUAAUGGUACCGGGCGGGCGGGCGAAACUGGAAAGCAGUAUUGAUUAUGGUUUUUGAUGUAAAAAUCGGUGUGUUGAUGAAGAUUAGCCGUUAAUAUAAAAGAUCAUGUUCCACGAGAAGGAACUGUUGGUUCCAGCUCCAAAAAAGAAAGCCUCUUUAACUUU